Micromonas pusilla CCMP1545 is the source of this 633-nucleotide messenger RNA. RefSeq lists its product as uncharacterized. The transcript has a single exon. Gene Ontology annotation, molecular function: serine-type endopeptidase activity; ATP-dependent peptidase activity; ATPase binding. The record is from RefSeq and is a predicted model, not a curated record. The coding region runs from base 1 to 633 and encodes 210 amino acids. Gene Ontology annotation, cellular component: endopeptidase Clp complex. Lineage: Eukaryota; Viridiplantae; Chlorophyta; Mamiellophyceae; Mamiellales; Mamiellaceae. Gene Ontology annotation, biological process: protein quality control for misfolded or incompletely synthesized proteins.
AUGAAACCCAGAGCGGAGAAGCUCGGGGACCCGCCCGUGAACGUCGCGGUGCGAACGUCCGGCGGCGAGAUGAUCGACUGCUUCACCGCCUUGGAGCGCAACCGCGUCAUCUUCAUCGGCGAUCGCAUCGACGAAGACGUCGCGACGUCGGUGUGCGCGAAAUUGCUCGCGCUGCAGUACGACGCCCCGGACAAGGACAUCACGAUCUUCCUGAACUGCACCGCGGGGACGCAGUACUGCGUGACGACGAUCCUGGACAUGAUGGACUACGUCUCGAACGACAUCAGCGUCGUCGCGAUGGGGUGCGUCGCGGGUCCGCCCGCGAUGCUGCUGGCGGGGGCGACUAAAGGGAAGCGCUUGGCGCUGCCGUCGGCGCGCAUAAUCCUGUCGCAGCCCCUCGGCGGCCUCUCGGGGACGUCGUACGAGGUGAAAAUUCAGGCGAAGGAGCUCUCGAGGAACGCGCGGUCGCAGGUGGCGUUCUUCGCGAAGUUCACCGGGAAGAGUUUCGAAGACAUGGGCGAGUACUUGGUGCGAGACACGUACAUGUCGCCGAAGGAGGCGAUGGAGAUUAAUCUCAUCGACGGCGAGAUCGGCGUCGACGCGAAGAUCGGCGGGAUCGCCGCGGGCGCGUGA